CCCAGAAUGAAGAAGCUCCCUCACGUUUUGAGGAAAAUCCGCUCCAAACCAACCAUAAUAAGGAUUAAAAGCGACAAAUCUCAUGCCUCCUCACAAUGAAUGAGAAGCUGACUCGGGGAUUCCCCAUCAUGAUUUCACGUCCAACGCCAAUUACUAUGGAUUUGCUUCCUACUUCCUCCUAAUCAAGUUAUUAUUACUAGCCAAAAUCUUUCCAUGUGUUGUAGUCCUCACAAAGAAAGCAAAAUUUGAAGUAGCUUUGGUCCCCCGCACCGUUUCACCCUCCUCCAGCACCUCUCCCUUUCCCUCUCUCCCUCUCCCUCUCACUCUCAGUAUCUUUAGACUCAUCAAAAAUUAAAUCUUCCGGGUGCAUUAUUUUUACACUAGAAUUUGUUGUACCUUUGUGUCCAUAUCACAUCAUUUCUCAUGUUCAUAUAUAUGCUUCAUGGCAUCCAAUACAUCUACUACCAUGUUCAUGAUGUCUCAUGUCUUUGAUAGUUGAAACAUUUCAAAGCGUCUAUGUAUAUCAUGGAUAUUCUCUUACGAAAUCAGGAAACCCACAAUCAUAUUAUAUUUGUUCUUCAUGAUUCUUGGUUUAUUUAAAGACUUUAACUGGCAUACCAGGUGAUAGAACCACCAACAGAUGUUUUUGCCCACCAGCCCCAGGUUCAUCUUCAUCAUCCCAUACCAUCUGGAGAAAUUUGUCCUGUUGCUAGUCCAUUAUCCCUUGCAACCCAGAACAAGACUCGAAUGCGUUGGACGCCAGAACUUCACGAAGCCUUUGUGGAAGCUGUCAAUAAGCUUGGUGGUAGUGAACGAGCUACACCGACGGGUGUCCUGAAGCUCAUGAAUGUGGAAACCCUGACCAUCUAUCAUGUAAAAAGCCACCUCCAGAAAUAUAGAACAGCCAGAUACAAACCAGAGUCUUCAGAAGGAAUGUCAGAGAGAAAUUUGACUCCUAUUGAGGAGAUCACAUCUUUGGAUUUGAAAGCGUAA
This is a messenger RNA of Camellia sinensis, 993 nucleotides long. Lineage: Eukaryota; Viridiplantae; Streptophyta; Magnoliopsida; Ericales; Theaceae. The record is from RefSeq and is a predicted model, not a curated record.